AAGACAACAAAUUCAAAGUUGCGCGGUCAGGCCACGGAAAUCCGUGAAUCGGGCUUUCUGGUUUCGCGAUGCAUGCCGGGACUUCUUUUAAGUCCAUUUCUCUCUCGUCUCUCUCUCUAAAAAAAUAAGUUAAAUCUACUUUUUUCACCCGGACAUACCAUAGUUCCCGGAUGCAAAGUGAGUCACCCACACUACUGAUCUGCAUACAGAUCAGUGGUCACCCAUCACGUUCAUCAUUGACCAUGAGCCAGUACUAGUGUGGGCUCCCAUUAGCAGGAAUAACCGAUGGCAGUCAUGCAUUGGCCAUCUCCAGAUCAAUCCAGCAAAUGUUGUUUAAAAUAACAUUGGUUAUCAAAAAGCGCAGUUAUUUGAGGAAGUAUCUACAUCUAAAAUUUCAUCUGCUCGUAUUCCGGAUUUUCGCGGCAUUUUUCUUCACUUGCACUUUCAGGAUAACAAUAAACAGGCAGGGAUCAUAAUAGUGCCGUGUGAUUUAUUUCUACAUAUAGUGGAUUAUUGAUAUCAGGUAUCGUUCUUCGUGGUAGUAUUGCAUUUUGGAUUCGUGAUCUAUGAGCAGAUGAGGAAACUGGUCGAUCAUUGUGGAUUGUUCCAACAAACUCUUGAUGUCGAAUUAUGUCAUUGAUACUAAUGCCGAGUCUUUGAAUUGGUUGUAAUGUGCAAGACGGGUUCUGUGCCCACAGGCACUCCACGAUUUAAUUAGCAAAAUACUUAUGAUUAGCCCGACAUCAACCAGGACAUAAUGACACAGACCUACUGCCCACAAGCCUUCUUUGAUUUCAGGAACUCUGAAAACACCACCGGUAUACGUAUACCAAUCUGACUGACUGAAUUUGAAAUAAGGGCAAUUACGAAUCCCGACAAGUUUCGUCGUCAUUAUAGAUUUGUCUAAUAAAAAAACAAGGAUAGGCUGAAAAUUUGCGUCACCAUUUCAAUAAUCAGGGCUGCGAUCCAGAUAUGGAGCAUAAUGACGACUUUUUGCCAGUAUCGCUCUUUCUCAGCGUGUUGCUGGUAGUUGGUGUAACGGCGAAUUCCCUAGCUCUGAUGGUCAUCCGUAGGUUUUUUGGAAAUUCAAGGAGGUUGUCCGUCCCGUCUGUGCUCGUGCAGGCACUCGUGAUCGUUGACCUAUUCAGCACGAUCUUACUAGUUGCUGAAAAUGUAAUCAGUAGAUGGAUAUUUCCUGGCACGGCGCUUAGGUGUAACGUUGCUUAUAUCAGUCGUUUGAGUGUCGCCUACGCCUCGGGGUUCAUCAACGCAUCCAUGUGCUUGGAAAGAUGUCUCGCCUUUCGCGCUCCAUUUUACUACCACGACAAUGCAACUGUCUUCAAAGCGAAGAUAACAGUGGUCAUUGUGAUUGGUCUUUCAGUAUUUCUCAGCAUCCUUCCGUUACUCGGCGUCGGGAACUACGCUGCGGAAACGAUGGUGACACCGGAAAACGCAACGGUCGUUGUCUGCACUCCCCCAGGUGAACUGGGCUCUCAGAGCGACCUCGGGAACAGGGUAUUCACAGCGAUUUAUGCCAUUGUUGGUGCUUGCAUGCUGUUGAUUAUCUAUGUCUGCAACACGUUAGUCAUGUUGACCCUUUACCACCUUGGAAGGAAAGCGACUGGUCUGAAACGACUGGGACGCAGUGAGACCGCAGCUGCAUCAUCACCGUCGACAAGUCGCUCCUUCACGUUGGCAGCCCCCAAGGACAAUAUGCGUCGGCAAAGCAUCGAUGAUGAUACUGUUGUUAGUACCAAAGACGAUGAUAACUUGGUUAAAAUGCACCCAGAAAAGUCAAGAGAAGGAAUCGGAAGGGAGAUUCGCCUAGCGUAUGUGGUGGGGAUGAUAUCAGUUGUCUUCACAAUUUCUUGGCUACCAUUUUAUGUCCAGCGUCUUCUCAAAGCUUUCGACGUCGAGCAGCCAGACUGGUAUCUCCUUCUGGUCGUCUUCCUGCUCGUCAGCAACCACGUCAUCGACCCGUUCGUCUUCGUGUUCAUGAAGCAGCAGAGUCGAGAUGCCCUCAAGGACCUAUGCAUGAAGUGUAUUUGCUGUCGAAGAUGCCGACCGCCCCCGAUGUCGUCUAGGAACACAGUGAAUGCACACGCUAAUGGGAAUCAAAAUCGUGGUGCAUCGAGGAAUGACAGUGGGAUCAAUAAUUCGAGAAAUGAUAGCGGGAUCGUCGUCGUCGUCGACUCCACACCCAACCCCACCGAAGCCCCCACUGCAAACCCCGCCCCUGACGACAUCCACCUUGACCUCGCCAAUAACCGCGCUACACAUUCAGCAUCAUGACGUCGCUUCCUCUGCCUCAAAGCAACCGAUUAAAACUAUAGUUCACAGUACUUGAGAGUCAGAAAAUCAUGCAGAUACAGAAAAUAUGCUGAUUUCGAAAUGAAAACUAUGGACAUCGCAAUCGAAAAACUUCGUCGUCGAGAAGAACAAUAUAAACAAUGGUGGUGAAAAAUGAAAUGUGUCAGUUUCAUCGAAUCUGAUUAUUAAGAGACAGGACGAUGCCUGCCAUUGAAUGAUAUAUUCAAGAGGUUUAUAUAUAUGGGACCCGAAAGCUGCAAAGUUAGCGCUAACCGCCUGGCGCCAACUCUUAAGUGUAUACUUUCAAUGAUCUGAAAACGCAGUGUCACUGCAGGAUCGCUUAAAGACAUCCUGAAACUAGGAAGAUGGAAAUUCCAUCCCUAUUGUUCCAUGCUCAAAAUAAAAGGUCUCUGAUAUUAUUCAAACUGGUUGGAGUACUGCAUCGUGAAUGAUCGUGUAACACGAUUCAUCUCGCUAAAAUUGCAAUAUUUAUUCUGUACUUCUUUGUUUAAAUGUUUUUCGAACAAAUUUGCUCAUACAAAUGGCGGUUUGAUUUAGGAAAUGACAUUACAAAUAAUCUGGUGAACAGUAGAGAAGGAUUCAGGAGUGACCACAUUGUUAUUUUGUCCUGUGACCACUGAUAAUAAUGCUGGAUCUAUCAAUUAAUGUCACGACUUGUGAAUAGGGAAAUCACUAUGCGCAAUAUCAAACUGUUUAGUGAUCGUUGACGAACCCGAGUUAUGGAUUUUCAAGCUUUGAAUUUGGAAUUUGUGACGUCACUUGCCAGCAGCUUCUCCCAUUGAAAAUUUGGAUGAAAAAACAAUAUCUGUACUCGGUUCUGACCCCUGCUGCCUAUUGGGCAAUAAUAAUGUCGGAUACGGCCCCGGUUAUGAUUGUCUUGUAGAUUAAUAUCCAUAAAGCGACAUGAAUCUCAGAAAAUUGAAAAUAGUUUUUCCUGUGCAUUCAACACAGCGAUGCUUAGUAAUACUCAUUCAUGACUUUGUGUUGAAUUUGUAUGUAUAUACUACGUGAAGUGCGCUGCUCCCAUGACUUGUGACGUCAAAAAUAAAACACGAAAGCAUCGGAUGAGUUUUUGUCAAACUUUCAAAUGCGUCACCCCAAUUUUAUUAUUUUGAUCAAAACUAUAUAAGUUUCACUUUUGGUUGAACUUCCCCUUUGCAAAAAAAACACGGUCUUUCAGUUUUAUUUUUCAAAUGAAAUGUGGAUAAAAGGUCGCUCCAAACUUUAGGUUAUUGUCUAUAGGGUCUAUUUAAACAGAAACUUUUAAUCUAUAAGUUUGUGGUGUGCGUCUGCAUGCAUGUGUGCGUAUAUUUUUUUCUGAAUGAAUAAAAUAGACAUACACCAGAAUUGUGUGUUCGACAAAGCAGACGGGGGGUGGUUUCAACAUAAAUUAUGAGGACUCGUUUUUAUAAGUGUUGUUUGUUGGUUUGGGUCUAUUUUUUUAAAAUAUUUCCUAUAGGCCCGUUGCACAAAACUUAUCUAUUUCUACUUUUUGUCAUCGUAUGCCGAGAGAUAAGAACUUCACCCUGAGCCUGAAAAUUUUCAUUUUUUUUUAAAACAAUGUUGGCAUGACAAAGGCGGCUACAGGGUGAGGAUCGCCAUAUCGCCCCCUUUGAAUUUCAAGUUGUGAAAAAUAAGAAGAGAGAAAAAGAAAAUACAGACAAGUAUUUAAAAGAGUACUUGGUUGUGUCACUCUUUAUCAUCACUCUUAUUUUAAAUUGAGAGAAAACGAAGUAAAACCAUGCCGGGCGCAUUCAACAUUGGCACGAGUGGUGGUUGUGUUUCCAUAUUAAGUGUUAUGUAACUACGGGGCGCUGAUUUCUGAAAAUAAUUUGAUUUGAAUCACCUUCCUAUGGUACGCCAAUUGUGCAAUAACAUUUUGAUAAGGCUUGUAAAUUUAUGUAUUUUUAUUAUAAAAUUAAAUAUCCAAUUUGUUCAUUUUUUAUUGUAUGCACAAGAGAAAUGAGGUUUUAAAUUCGGUUUUUAAUCGGUAAUAGGCUACGCUCAUCGGGACAGUGUCCUUAUCGAAAAGCAAGCACAAUGCCAUGGUACUAUAGCUGAACAGGAACUGUUGAUAUGUUACUAAAUUGCUUUUUCGUGGUAAUAUUAAUGCGUUUAUUAUGGCUAUUGUAAAUAUUGCCUCUCUUUUUGUAAACCUUGCAAUUUCUCAUUUGAAGCUGGCUGAAUUCACACGGUGUUAUUAUGACAACUGUAUAAAAUAUGCAUUUAAAUACAAAA
Lytechinus pictus (painted urchin) is the source of this 4569-nucleotide messenger RNA. RefSeq names its product 5-hydroxytryptamine receptor 1E-like. Bases 973 to 2292 code for a protein of 439 amino acids. Gene Ontology annotation, biological process: positive regulation of cytosolic calcium ion concentration; adenylate cyclase-activating G protein-coupled receptor signaling pathway; inflammatory response. Gene Ontology annotation, molecular function: G protein-coupled receptor activity. NCBI's taxonomy places the organism in Eukaryota, Metazoa, Echinodermata, Echinoidea, Temnopleuroida, Toxopneustidae. Gene Ontology annotation, cellular component: plasma membrane. The transcript has 3 exons. The record is from RefSeq and is a predicted model, not a curated record.